Messenger RNA from Amoebophrya sp. A25, 2469 nucleotides. The record is from the annotation of a GenBank genome assembly. Lineage: Eukaryota; Dinophyceae; Syndiniales; Amoebophryaceae.
GACGAGUUCGCUCCGACGGAGGUCAGAGCCGUGGCUGUGCGUCACGAAUACAUAGUAAGGGAGCGACCGAGUGCAGAUUUGCUGGCGUUUUUUAGUCACAGCGAAGAGGACAGACUUGAUAUGGUAGGAGAAGAGAGCCAACUUUUAGUCCUCCCUGGUUUUCGGUUCUCCUUUGCCGUAGCAGCUGCACCAUCGAGCCGAGGUAGCUCCUUCUUGCGCGAGGCCUCGCAAGGCAGCGAACAUCAACAGCAUUUAUGCCAUUUUCAAAUCAUGGUGUUUGUUUUUUAUGUUCCCUCCCUUCCCUUUGAUCCUGAUAGUAGCAUGGUGGAUGCUCCUCAGGCAUCUUGCUGAUGAGUCGGUGUAGAGUUCUGAUUUACUUAGACAAUUAUUGAGAAUAAAUCCGUUGCAAUACAACUCUAGUAGUACUAGUCAGAUGUCUCAUAGGUGCUUCUCUAGGUGUAUCUUGGAGGCAAUCAUUAUAGGGAGGCAUGAUGAUCGUAUAGAUACAACUCGCUCUAAACAAGCUGCCUGGAGACCAACACGCUUCCAUCUCCGGCGUCGUAAAGUCGACGCGCAUAAGCGUGACCGUAGUCGACAUCGACCUGGAAAGCGUACCGAUCCGAGAUCUUGAGCGCAUUAUCGGAGCACUGCCGCCAAUUGUUUUCGCUGCCUUCCGGUUUUUGGCAUUAUUUCUGAAGCGAACCGGUUUGCUGCGUCGUGAAAAAGUCAUGGUUUUAAGGCCUCACUUGAUCCAUCUUUUAGAAGCCCAUCUCUGCGCUCUUUUCAAGUAGAAAAACGGACAUCAUAGGUGAGGGCGGAAAAGAUGGAUUGAUGUAGUGAGUUCUAAUCGCGAGAGAGGAGACCAGCAAUAGCACGAGAGAUGAACUUGUUGGGGCAGGUGUGGAGCAGAAUGCAUUAAAGAAGGAGAUGACAGAAGGAAGCAUCGGCCUGGAAGAAGCAACCGCACUGUGGUUUCUGAGGUCACGGUUUACGCUAGAAAGGGUGUGGUCCAUAGCUCUGCUCGAAGUAACGGCCUUAGGCGAACUGUUGACGCUCUUGCUCGCAUCGUUGGAGGAAUUGCUGGGUCUACGACUCGAGCGGACGGAUCUAGCACUAGAAUUCUCAGAACUUGUGACUACAACCGCUGAAGAAGGUGGUGGAUCGCAGCAACUACGAGAAGGACAGCAACACGGAAGAUAUCAACAUUACUGCGACCACCAGGUAAUGGCUCGGCCGCAGGAUAUUACCUCUGCACAACCUUGUCUCUACAACCCCUUUUUUCCUCUGCAAAUCAAUGGCAGUACUUCUACAGGAGACGCAUUCGAGCAGCAGUACCAUGUUGAGCAGCAGUACCAUGCAACACCCUACCCAACGGUGAUAGCUCUGACACCGACGGCUCUGGGAGCAGGAUUUGGGUUUCCUAAAUUUGGGUUUCCUAGUACGAGCCCCCAUACGAGUCCAAAUGCAACUGCUGGGGUUUUAGGCUUGCAACAUCCUCCAUAUUAAGGCUCAGUUUGCAAUUCAUUUCUAGCAGGUUUUUUCGCUUUUUUCUUCUUAGGAUUCAUUGGGAGAAAUGCAGGCAAGAAAUGAACUCUUUUGAGCUCUAACCAUAUCUGCAAGAAUACCCUCCACAAGAUUUUUCCGCACAAGAAUCUUCUUCAGGGACCCACUAUUUCGAUAUCGCGUCGCCGGUCGGUGCAUUCGCGUCCAAUAUGGAUAAUCUUGAUAGCAGCUGCAAAAGAAUCUAUGGAGGCCCGCGGUUUCCAUAUGACCGAACGUUACGGUUUUCCACAUUGCAUCCUGCACUUGCAUCCUCGGCCGUUUUUCAAGUGAAAAAUGGGCAAAUGAUGUUCGGAAGAAUGCAAUGCGGCAACCUCUAAGAACGUCAGAAAAAGCGACAUCCUCGUCGAUGCUGCAGUCCUACGCUAAUAAUAGCUAAGGAACCUACGUGAAAUCAAUCAACAGUGUCUAAGCGUAGCCUUAUUGUCGUAGUUGUGAACGUUCUAUAGGGAAAACAAUACAAAGUACCAACUUGACUCUACACUAAAGAAAUGAAUUAAAAAGUUGGUAGAACAUAUCUUCAAUCUUCAUGGUGCGCACACCUACUAGAAUGACACUUCUUCAUCUGCUAGCUCUACUUCAUACAAUUUGAAGCAGAAUUCGUGAUGUCUGCGUUUACUUGCAGGGUUCUUGCCUUAAAUCUAAUCUAGCAAUGAAGCAGGAGCUAACACGUCAUGGGUUCCGCAGGGACUGCAUACUAGUGCGCAGUUUUAUAACCAACGACUAGUACUACCACUAGAUCGUCUACUUGAACCGUCUAUGCAAACGAGACCACAGCAGCAGCAGGAGGAGCGACAUGAUUCGCAAAGAAGCCGUCUUGCAGCAAGAUCGCCAAGUAGGCGACAUGUGAGUCGUACUCCGAGUCCCAACCCGCACUAUUCUCCCUACCUGUCUCGCAGCACUACAGAC